AUGGUGGUCCAGCGGGACAUCCUCCCGAUCCCGCUGGACCUGGCGACUGCGCACUUCGAGCGGCGCAACCACAAUGCAUGUUUUUCAAAUUCCCGAGGUCGGCGGAGUCGGGGCCGCCAGCAGCUGGCCGUCGAGCUGUGGACCUGCGAGGUCGUCGCGGCGCUCAACUUCCUCAACGGGCGCCUGGGCGGCGACGGGUUCGACAAGCUAUCGGUGGCGCAGCUCACUGGCAUCGAGUCGCUCUACGGCCACUUGUUGGAGUUCGGGCCUCCUGAUGUCAGUCUCACGGCGGCCUACACUGAGCUGCGUGGUUGUUCUCCUGGGUACGACAUGUCCCCAGCGAAAGCGGUUCUGUUCACCGAAGGGAGCGUCGCGGUGCCUUCGGACUCCAGGAAGUGCGAGCCCGCCUACCUGUUGUCGGAGUCCGUGCGCGACUUGUGGCAGGACUGGGAGAAGCAUCUCUUGCGCCCUCGUAAGGAGUGGCUUGCCAAUGUACCACCUCACUUCGACGCCAGGUUGAAGAGCUCGCCGAAGCUCUACGCCAGUUUUUUGCACGAUUUGUUCAAUGCGGGCAUGAUCGAAUUCACCAGCGAGCGCAAGCACACGCUCGCGCCGUUCUUCGUCGCCAAGCGGGACGGGAGCGGCCAGCAGCGGAUGGUUCUGGACACCCGGCGUGUCAAUCGUAUGUUUUAUGACCCCGACGUCGCCGAGCUGCCGACGGCAGGCAGCUGGCAGAGCCUACGGCUCGGGGCCGACAGCAGCCUCUUCCUCGGUCAGUGUGACAUCGAGGCAGCCUUCUAUCGCUUCCUUGCACCGCCUGGUCUGAGCGAGCUGAUGGUUCUUCCGAGUAUCGAUCGCGGUGCUCUUGCCAACGUGCUGCCGAGCGGCACUCUCGACGGCAUCGUCGGCCGCAGGUGUUCGCCUUGUCUGAAGGUGCUGCCCAUGGGCUGGAACUGGAGCUUGUUCUUCUGCCAGCACGCCGUUGAGGGUAUGCUGAGGACGGUAGGCAUCGGUGACCACAGGCUCGUUCACGAGAGGAAGGUGAUUCCCGACCUCGAGGGCGAGACCGUCGCCGCCGCCUACGUCGACGGCGUCGCCGUGAUCGGCUCCAAGUACGACGAGGUGGUCUCUCAGCUGGAGACGGUGUACGGCGCUUUCAACACGGCGGGCCUCAAGUGCAAGGAGAUGGAGCUGCCGAGCGAGCACCAGAAGUUCACAGGUCUGAUCUUUGACAGAGAGUCUGGAAGGAUAUCGCUGGGCCGAUCGCGGAUGUGGAAGAUCCGCCAGGCGCUGCUGUGCCAGGCAUCCCAGCGUUACGCCACGGGAAAGGAGCUGGCCAGCCUGGUCGGACACUUCAACUGGGCGGCCCUUCUCCGCCGACCACUCCUGUGCAUCUUCCAGUCGACGUAUCGGUUCAUCAAGAAGGCGGGUGACAACCGCUGGAGGAGAUGGCCCGAGGUGAUUCGCGAGCUGCGAGUCGCCGCCGCUCUCGUGCCCUUCGCCUACUACGAUGCGAAGCGGCCCGUGGACUCGACGGUCUACUCCACCGACGCUAGCACGGGCGACCUCGACCCCGCGGGCAGCUUGUAUGGCGGCUACGGGGUCACCAAGCGGGAGCUCGGCCAGCAGCUGGUGUUGGAGACAGCUCGGGUUCGCGAGCGGUGGCGGUACCACGUGGAGGGGGCCCUGCACGCUCGGGAGUUCGCCUUUGCCGCUCGCGACACCUCGGAGGCUCCAUUCGACGGGAUGUCCUUUGCCACUGUGAGCUCGGACGUCGUCUUCCCGAUGGAGACCUGGCGGAACGUGACCUUCGGCCGCUGGUGCCGCGAGGAGAACAUCCUGAGGCUCGAGGGGCGUGCCCUCGCGCUGGGCGUGCGCCACAAGAUGCGCGCCCUGCGGUCUCGGGGUCAUCUUCACCUCAUGCUUAAUGAUAACCUUUCUCUGGUACUGGGAGUGGAAAAAGGUCGGUCCGCAUCCCCUUUGAUCAAUCAGACCUGCAGAGAGUUGUGCAGCUACAGCGUCAUUCAUGACAUGUCCGUAGCCGUGAGAUGGCUACCUUCGGAGUGGAACACCUCAGACAAAGGCUCACGCACCGUGACGGGCCAGCCGACUCCCUUUGCAACCGACCCGCGGAAUGUUGGCACGGCCUGGGCUAGCCUCGCUCGGGCGGCCGCUGACGAGAAGGCAAAUCGGGCGAAGCUCAGAGUCAUGAAGUUCGGCGGAGCCAACUGCGACCCUCGGCAUGGGCUGACCUUCUUGCAGAGGCACAAGGUGCGGGAGGCCACCAUCCGCAGCUUCGACAACCACGUGACCAGCUUCCUGGCCUGGGCCGCCGCGCCGUCGCUGGACGACAUCACGGCGGACCGCCUGGACGUCCUCCUGGCGGCCUACUUGGACAAGCUGUUCUGGGAGGGGGAGCUGGCGGAGACGGGCUCGCGGCUGCUGGCGUCCGUGCAAUACAGGCUGCCGCGCGUGCCGCGACCGAGGCACGGCGGCCUUCCGCUGGCGCGGGCCGCGCUCUCUGGCUUUCGAGUGCACUCGAGGAGCACCCCGAUGACGCCCGUCGGGAAGCCGAUCGUCUGGGCGCUGAUCGGGAUCGCCGCGCUCGAGGGGGACUUCGAGUGGGCGGGGGCGGUCGCGCUCGCAUGGGACGCGAUGAUCCGCCUCCCGAGCGACCUCGUCGGCAUGACGGUCGACACGCUGGUGGGCCCAGGCCGCGAUGCGGAGCCCCGCUGGGCGCUGUUGCUGUACCCGAUCGAGGGAUCAGCCUGCAGCAAGUCGCUCGCGCAGGGCGAGGGCGUGCUGCUGCGGAGCGCGGCCUGGCGUGGCGGAGGCGGGAACUUCCUGAAGCUGCUCCGCGCGGCACGGCCCGCUGGGUCGCCCCUGUGGUCGUUCAGCGCAGCGACCUUCGGUGCCGAGUUCCGACGACGGCUGUCGCUGGUCCCAGGCGCGCCCGACAUGAUCCCGCACCAGAUGCGGCACUCUGCAGCGUCGCACGCCACGGCGGUCGAGGGCAUGCCCCUGGCCGAGCUGCAGGCGCGUCUGCGCCACACGAGUGCGCAGAGCACGGCUCGGUACUCACGGCACGUGCGCUACCUCGCGGAGCUCGAGAAGGUCGACGCCGAGGUGUCGGAGUGGGCCCAGGAGGUCGAGGACAGCAUAGGCCAGAUCCUCGGCCAGCAGCGGCGGCCACGGCUUCCUCGCUUUCUCAAGGUGGAGGCGCUGGCGUUCGACAGCACGUCUGGCAACCCGGGACAGGAGGCGGGCUACCGCGAGGAGGUGGAGGCGCGCGGGAUGGACGCGCCUCCCGCCGGGGCGGUCCUCAGCGAGGCGGGCAGAGUCAGGGCGCUGACGGAGCUGAUGAAGGGCAGGCAGGUGAGCGUCCGGCUGCUCUGCAGGGAGUUCUCGACAAAGUACCCCAGAGAGGCGUCGAGCAUGUUUCUGGAGUCCUGGAUGGCACGGCGCAAGGAUGUCUUUAAGCUCGGGUGGAGAUAUGACGUGCGGGUGGUGGAGGCCGUGGACAAUCGUGAGGAGGGGCCGGCGAAGGACAGAGGCACCGAUACGGUGGAAGCGGAAGAGCAGGAUGGCAGCGAGUGCGGCGAAGAUGAAGAUGAAGCAGGCAGCGACGCGGCCCCGAGUGGGGAAGGAGGAGGAGGAGGAGGCGAAGGAGAUGGAAGGGGUACCCCCACCACCAAUCCACCGCUCAUCGUCCACAGCUUGGCGCAAUACGCGCUUCAGUACGACGGCCUGUCUUCAGGUCGAGGAGUGCUGGGGCGUGUCUCCUGCGCUACCGACACGGCAACGCUGGCUGCUGCAUUUGACCGGUAUAUUCGAGAGCAUGGGUUCCUGAGAGCUGACUAUGUCCGCGGGCUGAUUGAAGCGACCUGCAAGGACAGGAGGAUUACAGAGGACGAGCUCUUCGCUGAUCCAUUUGUAGGGGCGAUGGUUGCAGGCGUCGCAAAGAUGCUGCUCCUCAUUGAUGCAACUGUAUUGAUUUGCUUUUCGACCCAAGUUCUACUAACUCUGUAUGACUUGGAGUGCGCGAUCAUGCGUCACAGGCUCUUUUUCGGCAAGGACCGGCUGGAAGACCACUGCCUGGGAAAGUUGCAAUACCACCCGGAGGUUGCCAGACAAUUCAGGCUGGACAUGUUGCCCGAAAUACCCAGGGAGUACCCAGUGCUUUCUGCUCCUGAGCUGAUCAGGGAGAUGUUUGACGGGAGGCUCAUUCGGAAUGCGGGAGCAAACAGAGGCAGAUACGCUCCCCGCGCGGUAAGUAUCGCACAGAGGCUAGAGAAGAUUGCGCUGGCUCGGGGGCUCAAGGACUUCCGAGCCAUGGGGGUCUAUAUACAGGAGGAUUCUUUUAUCGACCAGAUGGUGCCGUCGUCGAUGGCCCGCAACAGGCUCCUCAAGAGCAUGCUACUGCAAAGCGGCUCCCUGCCUGUGCUGGAGGCAUUGUCUCACUGGACAGCCCUGGCUGGCCCAGAUGCCCGACUUCAGUACCUGGAAGCGCUCGCAGAGCUCAGCGAUCGAGGCUCCCAGAGGAAGUUCCUGGCCAGGAUGAGGAAGAAAGGCGAGAUGAUGCAUGGUCCGUCCGAAGAGGCGCUCACGGAAGAUGCGCUGCACCAGGGCUCGAGGCCGGACAGGAUGGCCAAGCAGGUCCGCGCGUACGUCGACGGCAUCUUCUACCGGCUCGUCGGGUUCCCGUCGGCGCGCUCCGCGGAGGCAGGGCAGGUCGCGGCCGAGGUGGUCGCGGCCGAGGCGGCUCCGCGCUCGGCGGUGGAGGGCGAGGCCGAGGUUGGCGGGGAUGGCGAGGGCGCGCUGGGGCAACCAGAGCGCGGCGGAGCCGGUGAGAGUCCGGAGCAGCUGCGAGAGAGGCUUGCCAGGGAGCUGGUCGAGAUCGUGCGCCGAGCCGCCCUUGGCGAGGCGGACGCGCCUGCAGGGUCCCCCGGAGCGCUGCUGCUGGCGGUGGGCCGCGGGGAGGAGGCGCUGUGCCGCCGGCUGGGGGUGCCUCAAUGGACCCAGGUGGGCCUGGACUGCAGCUACGGCGCUUUCGUGGCGCAGCAGAGCGGCAAGCUCGCGGAUGCUGCUGGGCGCGCCGGGAGCUUCCCGGGCCUCGAGGGCGACGUGGCGAGGCUCUGCGCGAAGCUGGCCGCCGCCGGGGCCGAGGAGCGCCUCGUGGCCCGAGCGGCCAGCAGCCACUUCGGCGCGUUGCUGGCGCCCCGCGACCUGCGAGGGGCGGUGGCCGCGGCGCGGGCGGAGACGCCGGGCGCCCCGCCAGGGCGCGCCUGCCCCGUGGUGCAGCUGGCCGCCGUGCUGGCGGCUCGUGGGCUGCACGACGCCCUCGAGACGGAGCCGCCGCGCGAGGCGCCAGGUGGCGACCCCGCGCUCGCGGCAGAGGCCGCGGCCGCGCUGCGGUCGGUGCCGCCCCUGCUGGAUCUGGGCGAGGCGCUGCCCCUCUGGCCUGCCGACUUCGGGCGGGCGCUCGGCAGCCUGCCCGAUUUCCUGCGGUCGGGCGCGUUCGCGGCCGCGGGCGGCGGCGGCGCCAUCCGCGUCGUGGAGGUGCGGCGCGGCUCCUUCGUGAGGCUGCCCGCGCCUGGGGACUGCAGCCUGUCGUCCUUCGAGGAGGCCAUGCGGGAGUACGACGCGCGCCGCGCCGCGGCCGUAUUGCUGGCCCUCUUCCUCGAGGAGAGCCCGCCGUCGGACGCGCUGCAGUCGGCGGCGGGCCGCCAGUACGGCGCGUGGGCGUCGGACGGAGAGGGCGCGCCUUUGCAGGCCGAGCUCUUCCUGCUGCGGGCCACCGCUGCGCUGCCGAGGGAAACGCCCGCGAGCGUGCUCCGGGCGCUCGGCUCGGGCUACGUGGCCCUGCAGCGACCGCGGCAGGCCCUCGCGGACGCGGCGGCGACCGUGGCCGCGGCAGAGCCCUUGGCCGCCGCGCCCGCGGCCGCGGCCCUCGGCCGCCUCGGGCGCUGCUUCGGCGUGUCCGAGUGGUCCAAGCCGCCCUGGGGCGCACCGGGGGCGACGGCGGCGGCAGAGCUCGUGGCCGCGGGGCCCUCCGAGGCUGGGCCGGAGGCCGCGGCGGCAGAGCCGGCGGGGGCCUUGGGGAAGGGCGGCGCGGCGGGGGCGGCCUCGGCUCCGCCCGCCGCCGUCGCCGCGGAGCCGGCCGCAGACGGCGUCGCCGAGCGGGGCGGACGGGGCGCGGGCGCCGCCGCCCGUUCUGGGUGGCGCGCCGAGCUGCCAGGGGAUGUCGGAGAGGCGGCUGGCGCACAGGGCUCUCCCGAGCAGCAGAACGCGCGCGUGUGCGGAGACAUCGCGCGGCUCAAGAAGGUCGACCUCUUCGACGUGGACCUGGUGACCCGGUCGUGGCUACGAGAGCCGGCAGACGAUGGCAUCCGCUCUUUGCAUGCAACGGUGCAGGGCGCAGUGAGGAGGUUAUCUGAGGACUUGUACAGCGGGGAUGCCCACUACCUGCUAGAGCUCAUCCAGAAUGUGGACGACUGCAGCUACCCAGAGGGCUCCACUCCCGAACUCCGCCUCACCUACGAAUGUCGUCAGGAGCGCUUCGGACAGUUGACAUCGCUCGCAGCCCACCGCGGCGCACGAGACGAGGCGGAUGCGCUGCUGAUCUUCGAACACAACGAGGUGGGCUUUACAGAGGAGAACGUGCGAGCCAUCUGCGACAUCGACCAGUCCACCAAGCUGGCUACUGACAAACGCUUUAUCGGCGCGAAGGGAAUCGGGUUCAAGUCUGUGUUUCUGGUGACUUCUACGCCAGUGCUGCACUCGGGCCCCUUCAAUUUCCUCUUCGAUGCCGACGCGCUCAACGGGCUCGGCUCGCUGCUACCGUUUCCAUUGUCGGCGCCCGAAACGCCAAGCAGAGGCACGCGGCUGGUGAUGCCGCUGCGGACCAGCCGCGGGCCACUGCGGAGGCGCCGCCUCGGCGCGAAGGACGUGGCCAGGCGGGCGCUGCGCGACGUGCAGCCCGCGCUGCUGCUGUUCCUGCGCCGCCUCGAGAUGAUCAAGGUCAGGGACCACGAGACGGGCCUGAGCAGGGACAUGUUUCGCCGAGUCACCCGCCUGAGGGAGCACGGGUGCCAGGAUUGCCAGGAAGUGGAGCUGACAACCCUCGAGUCUGGGGCCGAUGGGUCGGGCCGCGCGCCGCGCGCAGCCAGCCAGCAGCGCCACUGGGUGCAGCGGUGGUUGGUGCACACGACAGCGCUCGACGCUCCCACCGGGGGGGACUACGCGCAGCCCGCGAAGGCUGAGCUCAAGCUGGCUUUCUGCCUCGACACCCCCGCGGGCGAGGCGCCCCAGCAGGAAGCCUUCGCCUGGCUGCCGCUCCGGCGCUACGGGCUGAAGUUCAUCACCCAGGCAGACUGGCGCGUGCCCUCCUCCCGCGAGUCCAUCGUCGAGAGCCACCCCUUCAACCAGCGAGUCCGGGAGGCCAUCCCCGGCGCGUUCGCCUCCGCCGCCUCCGCCUUCGCGGCCGCCGCGGCGCUCGCGCCGCUGUACCGUGCGGUGCCGGGACGGGGGGACGCCGUGGACUUCUUCGGGCCAGUCCCAGGACGGGUGCUGCUGGAGCUCGGGGAGGUGGCGUGCGUCAUCGUGCGCGUCGGCCAGCGCGAGGGCCCGCUGCCAGAGAAGCGGUCCGCCGCCCGCGGGGACGGGCUGGCGGAUGAGGGCGGCCGUGGUGGAGGCGAGGGCGCGCCCCGGCUCGCCGCCGGCGGCCGCGGGGGCCGCGCUGCGGCGGCAGAGGGCGAAGGCGCGGCGGAGGGUGAGGGCGCUGGUGGCGGAGGCGAGGGCGCGCCCCUGCUCGCGCUGUCGCGGCCGCGCGGGGCGGUCUGGCCGCGGCCCGGCCACGGGGUGCUGCCGGAGUCGUUCGGCCUCUGCCUGCUGGACCUGGAGGAGCUGCUGAACGGCGCGGGCAGGUACCUGCUGGCCGCCCCGCUGCCCGCACGGGUCGCGGAGGGCCUGGGGAUCGCGGGCCUCGACGUGCAGUUGCUCGGGAGGGGUUCCAGCCGGCCCCUGCGGCUCCAGGUUGCCUUGGAGAAGAGGCUGGUGGAGCUUGACGGCAAGAUCCAGGACACGCAGGACCACAAGGACGCCAAGGCGGGCGACCUCUCCGCCCAGGUGCCGAUGCAGCUGCUCGUCCUGGAGUCGCCAAAUUUAGCAAGCACAUCUUACUCGAUUGUCCCAAACGGGGUUGUCAAGGAUUGCAGCUACAGGUCUGUCAAGCAGUACACUUCAGGAAGGGAGCUUUAUCAGGUCUCCGCCAACAGCAACAUCCAGUACUGCAAUGCAUGUGCAGCGAUAGAUGUGUGGUGGGCUGCGAUCUUCCUCACUGAGCAGUUUCUGCGCAGCAGGAUCCAGGAGCUCCAGGAGGAGGUGGCCGAGCUGCGCGGCAGGCUGCGCGAGCAGGAGAGCGAGCGCUUCUCGAGGGGGCCGCGGCCGGAGCAGCAGCAGCAGCCGCGGCGGCCCUGGGGCGGCGCGCGCGGCUAG
Molecule: messenger RNA, 8496 nt
Organism: Prorocentrum cordatum
Lineage: Eukaryota; Dinophyceae; Prorocentrales; Prorocentraceae
Source: the annotation of a GenBank genome assembly